This is a messenger RNA of Telopea speciosissima, 1071 nucleotides long. Its product is annotated as GTP-binding protein SAR1A-like. Bases 154 to 735 code for a protein of 193 amino acids. The transcript has 3 exons. Lineage: Eukaryota; Viridiplantae; Streptophyta; Magnoliopsida; Proteales; Proteaceae. Gene Ontology annotation, cellular component: COPII vesicle coat; endoplasmic reticulum exit site. Gene Ontology annotation, biological process: membrane organization; vesicle organization; endoplasmic reticulum to Golgi vesicle-mediated transport. The record is from RefSeq and is a predicted model, not a curated record. Gene Ontology annotation, molecular function: GTPase activity; GTP binding.
GGAUCUUUUGAUUUUCCGGCAAUUUCAAAGGAAGAAUGAGAUUUGGAGACCUUUGAUAGGACGAUUUAGUUUGCUUCUUCGACCGGAUACUGAUAGAUUCAUAGAUUCUUGAGUGGUUUUGUUCGAUUAAUACUCUGAUUCUCUUCAGCAAUCAUGUUUCUUAUCGAUUGGUUCUAUGGCGUUCUAGCAUCUCUGGGUCUUUGGCAGAAAGAGGCCAAGAUCUUGUUUUUAGGGCUUGAUAAUGCCGGAAAGACAACGUUGCUUCAUAUGUUGAAAGAUGAGAGGCUAGUUCUGCAUCAGCCGACACAGUAUCCGACAUCAGAGGAAUUAAGUAUUGGGAAAAUCAAGUUCAAGGCCUUCGAUUUGGGUGGGCAUCAGAUCGCCCGCCGAGUCUGGAAGGAUUAUUAUGCUAAGGUUGAUGCUGUGGUAUACUUGGUGGAUGCCUUUGACAGGGAGAGGUUUGCAGAGUCGAAGAAAGAAUUAGAUGCCCUACUCUCUGAUGAGUCCCUGGCCAAUGUGCCGUUCCUGAUACUUGGGAACAAGAUUGACUUAGCCUAUGCAGUUUCAGAGGAGGAGAUGCGUUAUCAUCUUGGCCUAACAAACUUCACCACAGGCAAGGGGAAGGUAAACCUCACCGACUCCAAUGUCCGUCCCCUCGAAGUCUUCAUGUGCAGCAUAGUCCGUAAGAUGGGAUAUGGUGAUGGCUUCAAGUGGCUUUCUCAAUACAUCAAGUAGGGGAAAGACGUAGGGAGAUAGAAUCCAGACACCCAGGUGGUAUUUUUCUUCCAUUCUGCUGAAGCUCCUGAAGAGGAGUUGAUUUGAAUGAAUUGCCCACUUGGAUUGAUGGUGAAGGGGUUAUUUAAUUAUCACUGGUAUAUCAUGUAAAGUCAUUUUGUACUAUCAAAUUGGGGUGUGAUUUUGUAGCUUUUUCAAUUAAGAUUGUUUGUUACUACUCUUUUACUUGUUUUUGGGUUCUUCAAUCAGGUAAAGUAGGAGAUUUUGUUUUAUAUUAUCUAUUUUUGCUUGAGGGAUUCAGGAUCUGGCAAAUAUAAUAAUGUGGUUUAAGGUAGG